UUUAAUUUGUUGCUUGUGAAGAGAGAGAAGGAGGAGGGUAAAUGACGGGUCGGGACUCAGGUGAUGGAACAAUUCUUUCUGUCUGUCGAAUGGACUCUGAUCCUACUUCUACUGAUUCAUUUACAACAUGGUACAAGUAGGCCUGAACUGAUCUGUCCGGAAGUCGGUUAUCUUGGUUCUCCUGCUCAUCUGACGUGCACCCCGCCAAGAAAUAUAACUUCACAUGGCUAUAUAACCCCGCAAGGUGGAGUUGCUGCCAUCUGCAAUGUAUCAAGCUCAUCAUAUGCAUUUACACAAAUUGGCAACUACAUGGUGUCUAACAUCCAACAGACACACAGUAGCCUCACCAUACCUGCAGUACAACAAACACAUGCUGGGAAGUGGAAGUGUACUAUCCUACCUUGGUCUCCACUCUCCUGCAACUUUACUGUUGUGAAACUCCCGACCUGCUUCACAACAAGCGAUGCUGACAUCACGUCGCUCGACGUUGGCGAGGAGCUGUCCCUGACAGUACACAUCAAGGGGUAUUACUGUUCUGAGCUGGUUCAGCUGAAGAUAUCCACGGGAAGAACUGAUCAUGAAUACCGUAAUGAAACAGUCACUGAUAUAACAGAUAAAACAGUUAACAUCCCAAUCUACAAGACCAACUCCAACUUCGAGGCGGAACUGGUCUUCACCUGCGGUGGCCAUAGCUCGACUUUACCUUGUAAUGUAACCAACGAGAGGACGCCGACAAUCACUCCCAGUUGUGAUCAAAGUAAAGUGCCGCCAAUGCAGGAGGAUGACAGGAGUGCGCGUGCGAAUGUUCUGUGAACUGGAAUAGGAAUUGGAUCGGGAGCGACCAUCUUAAUUUGUGGUGUUUGCCUGGGCAUUGUUGUAAUUUGCAGAAGAUCCACUUCUGUUUUACAGGCCUCAGGGGUUCAACGAGACAUAACAAUGCAGUCAGAACAAGGUGAAGACUACUUAACCCCACGUCUGACAAGGGACAACGGCAGUGGUAUUGAUGAAGCUCAUGCUGAAGUCGCAACAAGAGGCGACUACCAAGAACUGGAAGGACGUCGCACAGAAGCCUCAGACCAGUACGAGCCGAUGAGAAUAUACCAUGAGAUUUGAAUAUGUUAUAAAACGGGGGAGGGGUCACGGGUGGCACAGUCGUCUUAGGCCCCGCGAUUCGCUGUGUAGAGUUGCACGCCAGAAACCUGUGAUUGUGGGUUCGAAUCCCGGUUCGCCCCGAUUUAUGU
Molecule: messenger RNA, 1241 nt
Organism: Haliotis rufescens (red abalone)
Lineage: Eukaryota; Metazoa; Mollusca; Gastropoda; Lepetellida; Haliotidae
Exons: 8
Coding region: 64-813 (249 amino acids)
Source: RefSeq, a predicted model, not a curated record